AUGGGGAAAGUCUGUGGCCCCAGCAUCGACAUCGGGAACGACAUCAAUCUUGCUCAUCGGCGACAAAAACAACACAACAUCAACCAGGAGUUCUUCCGCUCGCUCAGCUUCCCAAAGCUCACCAUGGUCACCGACUACCUGCUGCUGUUCCGCGUCUCCGGCCUCGACAGCCUCAGCACGUUGUUUCCAAACCUCGCCGUCAUCCGUGGGCGAAACUUAUUCUACAACUACGCCCUGGUGAUCUUCGAGAUGACCAGUCUGAAGGACAUCGGGCUUCUCAACCUGAGGAACAUCACGAGAGGCGCCAUUCGGAUCGAGAAAAACCCCGAGCUCUGCUACCUGGACUCUGUUGAUUGGUCUCUUAUUCUGGACGCCGAGUUCAACAAUUACAUCGCCGGGAACAAACAGUCGAAGGAGUGCAGCGAUGUUUGUCCGGGCAUCAUGGAGAACAGCCCUCAGUGCAGCAAGACCAUGUUCAACAACAACUACAACUACCGCUGCUGGAACUCCAACCACUGCCAGAAAGAGUGUCCAGAGAGGUGUGCACGGCGGGCGUGCACGUUGGAGGGCGAGUGCUGCCACCCUCAGUGUUUGGGCAGCUGUUCUUCCCCCAGCAGCGACACAUCGUGCGCUGCAUGCGUUCAUUAUUUCCACCGGGGGCGCUGCGUGGCCGACUGCCCCCCCGGCACCUUCAGGUUCGAGGGCUGGAGGUGCAUCAGCGCUGAACUCUGCUCCAAAGUCCACCUGCCCGACUCCAACAGCUUCUACAUCCAUGACGGGGAGUGCAUGACCGAGUGUCCGAGCGGGUACAUGCCUAAAACCCUCAGCAG
Gymnodraco acuticeps is the source of this 830-nucleotide messenger RNA. RefSeq names its product insulin-like growth factor 1 receptor. The record is from RefSeq and is a predicted model, not a curated record. Gene Ontology annotation, molecular function: insulin receptor activity; insulin receptor substrate binding; ATP binding. Gene Ontology annotation, biological process: positive regulation of MAPK cascade; glucose homeostasis; protein phosphorylation. NCBI's taxonomy places the organism in Eukaryota, Metazoa, Chordata, Actinopteri, Perciformes, Bathydraconidae. Gene Ontology annotation, cellular component: insulin receptor complex; axon.